GAGAGCUACCACACUAGUGAUUGGUUCCAUCAUUCUCUUUUUACUAUCAAUUUUUCUCUAAUUUUAGUCUACACUAUGGCUGAAACUCAGUCACUAACAAAAUCACAAAAUCCCCACAUAGUCAUACUACCAACUCCUGGUACGGGUCACCUAAAUCCUCUUGUCGAAUUCGCCAAACGACUUGUUUUACAACACUACUUCUCUGUUACUCUCAUUCUUCCUACAGAAGGGCCAAUCUCUACUUCUCAAACUACUUUCCUUAACGCCCUUCCCUCUGGCAUUAAUUAUCUCCUUCUUCCACCAGUUAACUUCGACGACUUGCCCCCCGACGUUAACAUUGUGACGCGCAUUUGCCUUACUAUUACCCGUUCUCUUGCUUCUCUUCGUGAGGUUCUUAAGUCACUUGUUGAAUCAAAGAAAGUAGUGGCUUUAGUGGUUGAUCUUUUUGGUACUGAUGCUUUUGAUAUGGCCAUUGAGUUUAUGAUUUCCCCUUAUAUGUUCUAUACUUCAACGGCUAUGAUGUUGUCGCUAGCUUUUUAUUUACCAGAGCUUGAUAAAACUGUUUCUUGUGAGUUUAAAGACUUACCAGCUGUUCAUAUUCCAGGUUGCAUACCUGUACAUGGGAAGGAUCUUCCCGACCCAGUUCAUGACAGGAAAAAUGAGGCUUACAAAUGGGCUCUUCACCAGACAAAGAGGAAAAAAAUGGCGGAGGGCAUAAUUUUGAACAGCUUCAGCGACUUGGAACCUGGAGCUAUUAAGGCUCUACAGGAUAAAGAAGCUGGUAAUUAUAAGCCAACCAUUUACCCAGUUGGACCAGUUAUACUAAUGGAUACAAGUAGCAAAGUUGACGAUGAGUUACAAUGUUUGAAAUGGCUUGAUGAGCAGCCACGUGGAUCAGUACUCUAUAUUUCAUUAGGCAGUGGUGGGACCCUCUCACAUGAGCAGCUAAUUGAACUAGCAACAGGGUUAGAAAUGAGUGAACAAAGAUUCUUAUGGGUAAUAAGAUGUCCAAAUGAUAGAAUUGCUAGUGGUACAUACUUUUAUGUCCAAAAUUCAAGUAACCCUCUUGAUUUUUUACCUAAUGGGUUCUUGGAAAGGACCAAGAGGCUAGGUCUGGUACUACCCAAUUGGGCACCACAGGCUCAAAUUCUUAGUCAUGGCUCAAUUGGUGGAUUUUGGACUCAUUGUGGAUGGAACUCGACUUUGGAGAGUAUGAUUCAUGGUGUUCCACUUAUUGCUUGGCCUCUUUAUGCAGAACAACGACUGAACGCGGUGUUGUUAAAUGAGGGUUUAAAAGUGGCAUUGAGGCCAAAAAUUGGUGAUAAUGGUAUUGCAGGGCGAUUGGAAAUUGCUGAAGUGGUGAAAGAAUUGAUGGGAGGUGAAGAAGGAAGAGAAGUGCGUAGAAAAAUGAGAGAGCUACAAGAUGCAGCAGCAAUGGUGUUGAAUGAAGAUGGUUCUUCAACUAAAGCACUAGCUGAACUUGCUUCUAAGUGGAAGGAGGUGUCACAUGAUUAAUUAUAAUGUCGGCUCCAUUAGCUGUCACAUGUCCAUGUUGUUAUUCAGUUUGGUAACUUCGAUUUAUUUCACUUGAAUAGAGUUGUAAUUUUCUUUUUUGACUUUAAAGAUCGAG
Molecule: messenger RNA, 1630 nt
Organism: Nicotiana tabacum (common tobacco)
Lineage: Eukaryota; Viridiplantae; Streptophyta; Magnoliopsida; Solanales; Solanaceae
Product: hydroquinone glucosyltransferase-like
Molecular function (GO): UDP-glycosyltransferase activity
Source: RefSeq, a predicted model, not a curated record